CUUUUUUUUUUUUUUGAAGCCAUUACCCUACAUUUUGUUAUAUUCAUUCUUAUCAAGAUGGUUUCUAUUCUUAUUUAAAUAUCCUUUGUUAAACUCGUUAUCUUUUUUAUAUUGUCUUGUCUAUUAAAUAUACGUCUCAAUUAUCUCGUGUCGUCUAUUUUGAAUCUCAUGUCUGCCUUUAUUGUGUCUCCCAAGCCUCUCUCUUUUCCCAAAAACCGUCCUAGCAAACCUUUCUUCUCUUAUUGUACUGACGAACCUUCCACCUGCACCAGAAAGAAAACUCUACAACAAAACACACCCGGAAAUUAAUAUUUAACAUUAUUCAGCCUAAAUUUCUGAAUUCUCUAUCAUCCAUGACAACAAGUAUGAACAGCAAUUAUUAUAUCAACAAUAUCAACACCGACAACAAUAACAACAAUAAUAAUAAUAACAAUAUGAAUAGUGAUCUUUUCUUGACUCAAGAUCCAUUUUCAACCUACCUCUUUGGUGCUGCUACUCCUGCUUCUCUUUCUCCUGUUACUCCUAUUACUACUACUCCAAGCUCCUCUGUAGAUGAAUGGUUGGCUGAUGAAUUGAAACAAUCUGGUCUAUUACCUCUGAUGCCUGAUUUUUUGAAACAAGAGAAUAAUGUAGUGGAUUAUUAUUUAGCUCAACAAGAAUCUUCUCCAGCAAUGACCUCUGGUAGCCCUGAUAGUAGUGCAAGUAGUGUAGGUAGUCCUCAAACUUCUCCUGUUUCUCUUGGAACUCCUCCUUCAUCAUCAUCGUAUCCUAUGAUUGCUACUCCACCCUUGUUUCCGGAUAUUGCGCCUAAAAAACCUGGAUUCCGUGCUAUUGCUCCUGCAAAGAAACAGCUUGUUCCUAUUAUGCCCAAAACUACCAACAACAACAACAACAACAACAAUACUCCAUCUGUUAAUCCUUCUUCUUUAAUGUCUGUUGCCAAUCAUCCUAUUCAUCAUCAAGUCAAUAACAAACGCAAGAUUGUCACUGACAAGGAACAAGAUGACAUUGCAUUGAAACGUCAAAAGAAUACUGAUGCUGCUCGUCGAUCUCGUUUGAAGAAAUUGGUCAAGAUGGAAACUUUGGAAAAACGUGUAGUGGAAUUGGAAGCUGAUAAUACAAGAUUGUCAACUCGCAUUGCCGUGCUGGAAUCUGAAAAAUCUGGUCUGGAAUCCAAAGAUAAAGGACUCGAAGAUCGCAUCCGUACCCUUGAAGCUCAACUUGCUGAAGCUCACAAGGCAUUGACUGGCCGUCAUUAAAGUGCCUCCAUCUUUUCUUUAUUAUUAUUAUUUUUUUUUUUUUAGUAUUAUCUUUAUGUUAGUUAGUUUUUUUUUUUUAUCCUUUUUAUUAUAG
Messenger RNA from Halteromyces radiatus, 1353 nucleotides. RefSeq lists its product as uncharacterized. The transcript has a single exon. Gene Ontology annotation, molecular function: DNA binding; DNA-binding transcription factor activity. The record is from RefSeq and is a predicted model, not a curated record. Gene Ontology annotation, biological process: regulation of transcription by RNA polymerase II. Bases 354 to 1259 code for a protein of 301 amino acids. NCBI's taxonomy places the organism in Eukaryota, Fungi, Mucoromycota, Mucoromycetes, Mucorales, Cunninghamellaceae.